Molecule: messenger RNA, 1537 nt
Organism: Saccostrea echinata
Lineage: Eukaryota; Metazoa; Mollusca; Bivalvia; Ostreida; Ostreidae
Product: 26S proteasome non-ATPase regulatory subunit 12-like
Exons: 11
Coding region: 37-1398 (453 amino acids)
Cellular component (GO): proteasome regulatory particle, lid subcomplex; cytoplasm; nuclear proteasome complex
Source: RefSeq, a predicted model, not a curated record
CGAUUUUUCUCGUUAUAUACGAGAUUGUGAGAAAUCAUGGCGGACACCGGCGAUGAAAAACAACAAAAAAUGGAAGUGGACUACAGCUCCACCGUAGAUGAAAAACUGCCAAAAUGUGAAAAGCUUGCAAAGCAAGGGAAGUUGACAGAGGCACUUGAAACUUUAUUGUCACUUGAAAAACAAACCAGAACUGCUUCUGAUACACAUUCCACAAGUCGUAUUCUGGUUGCCGUGGUGAAAAUGUGCUUUGAAGCCAAGAACUGGGAUGCUUUAAAUGAGAACAUUAUACUCCUUACCAAGAAAAGGGGACAGAUUAAGCAGGCUGUGACAAAAAUGAUACAAGAGGCCUGCACUUAUGUAGACAAAACACCAAACCUAGAUAUAAAACUGAAACUCAUAGAUACUUUACGGACAGUAACAGCUGGGAAGAUAUAUGUAGAAAUAGAAAGAGCGAGACUGACACGAACCCUAGCAAAAAUCAAAGAGGAUGCAGGAAAGAUUGCUGAGGCAGCAACCAUCUUACAAGAACUGCAGGUGGAGACGUUUGGCUCCAUGGAGAGGAAGGAGAAGAUUGAGUUUAUCCUGGAGCAGAUGAGAUUAUGUUUGGCAAAGAAAGAUUACAUCAGGACACAGAUUAUCAGCAAGAAAAUCAACACCAAAUUCUUUGAAGAUAAAAACACCACAGAGCUGAAGUUGAAGUAUUAUCAGUUAAUGAUAGAGCUGGAUGAGCAUGAAGGCUCGUACUUGGCAAUAUGUAAACAUUACAGAGCUGUGUAUGAAACACCAGAAAUUAAAGAAGAUAAGGACAAAAUGAGAGAGGCACUACGGUAUGUGGUACUGUAUCUGAUCUUGGCCCCUUAUGACAAUGAACAAUCUGAUUUGAUUCAUCGAGUGAAAGAAGAUAAACACUUAGAAGAAAUCCCUGUGUACAAAGAGCUACUGAAAUGUUUCACGACAGCUGAGCUGAUUAACUGGAAACAGUUGUGUACUACAUAUGAGAGUGAAUUGAAGUUUGGCUCCGCCUCAAGUCCUGCUACUCAUGUGUUCAAUACAAAGUUGGAGGGAGGAGCAAAGAGAUGGACGGAUCUCAAAAAUAGGGUGGUGGAACAUAAUAUACGAGUGAUGGCCAAGUACUACACAAGGAUAAGGACAAAGCGAAUGGCAGAACUUCUAGAUCUGGCAGAAUCGGAAACUGAGGAGUUUCUCUCUACUUUGGUAGUAAACAAAACAGUGCAGGCCAAGAUUGAUCGCCUGGAGGGAAUUGUGCAUUUCAGUGAACACAAAGACCCCAGUGACAUCCUUAAUGAUUGGUCAUUUAACAUAAACACCUUAAUGCAACUGGUCAACAAAACUAAUCACCUGAUUACAAAAGAGGAAAUGGUCCACAAACUCCAUUAGUGCUAAAUUUCUGUGUAAAUACCUCUAAAUUUUACAGUGUAUCAGUGGAUAGCUGUGUUGUGAUAUACAUGUAAGGAAAAAUUCCUUAUGCCUUCAUACGUUUCACAUGAUUUAAAAACUAAAUAAAUAUUAAUAUUGU